AUGGUUAACAUUGCCGGCAAGAAGCUCAAGCUCGCCGUCUGGGACACCGCUGGACAGGAACGGUUUAGGACCUUGACCAGCUCUUACUACAGAGGGGCACAAGGGAUCAUCAUGGGUAUGUACGAUGUUACUCGCCGAGAAACAUUCACCAAUCUCUCUGACAUAUGGGCCAAGGAAAUUGACCUGUAUUCGACCAACCAGGACUGUAUAAAGAUGCUUGUCGGAAACAAAGUGGACAAGGAAAGUGAGAGGGCUGUCACCAAGAAGGAAGGCAUUGACUUUGCCAGGGAGUAUGGGUGUUUAUUUCUGGAAUGCAGUGCGAAAACCAAAGUGAACGUGGAGCAGUGCUUUGAGGAGCUUGUGCUCAAGAUAUUGGACACGCCGAGCCUGUUGGCGGAUGCAUCCUCUGGGGCGAAGAAGAACAUCUUCAAGCAGAAGGCGCCAGAGGCUGAUGCUGCGGCGAGCGGCUGCUGUUGA
Triticum turgidum subsp. durum (durum wheat) is the source of this 477-nucleotide messenger RNA. Lineage: Eukaryota; Viridiplantae; Streptophyta; Magnoliopsida; Poales; Poaceae. The record is from the annotation of a GenBank genome assembly.